Corylus avellana is the source of this 1204-nucleotide messenger RNA. It is a transcript of the gene RLF, whose product is annotated as reduced lateral root formation. NCBI's taxonomy places the organism in Eukaryota, Viridiplantae, Streptophyta, Magnoliopsida, Fagales, Betulaceae. Gene Ontology annotation, molecular function: heme binding; cytochrome-b5 reductase activity, acting on NAD(P)H. Gene Ontology annotation, cellular component: cytoplasm. The record is from RefSeq and is a predicted model, not a curated record.
AUUUCCAUCACAGCCCACCAGAGUUGAACAAGAUCAAUAGCAAAACGCGCCAACUAGUCUUUACCAGAACCCGACCCGACUGGAUCAGAGAUCGGCGGACGAUCUAUCUCUACUUUCCGGGUGGUACUUGCUCAACUUGGAAUGGAUUUGAAAAUCUGGAGUGGAAGUUAAGAAUAGUGACUUAGCUGCUCAAACUUUGAAUAGAUGUCCAGAAGUUGGAGCUGAAGUUAAGCACUGACAGAUUGCUUGAAGCAAUUGGAAACUGCAUUCUGCUUAAGAUGGACAAUGACGAUGACUUCACGUUUUGUCAGCCAAGUUUGGUUAGCUUACUAGUCGACCAAGAAGGUCAUGAGACAAAGAAGCUUGUGUCAGACAUUGGUGGUAUCAGGAUAGAAGACGAAUUCUCAAAUGGCAGUGAUAGUAGUCAGAAUAGCGGUCUUCUGUGGAAUGAAGAAGUGCCAAAUAAUACCACCCUUAAGAAGCAGGGCACAGUUGGUUCUUUGUCUUUCAAUGUUAUUGAUAUGUCCUCUCCAAAACAGUCGACGGAAUUGUCAAGACCAGUAGCUUCAGGAGAUGUUCAAGAUUCAGUCAACAAAGUUCAGGAACAGACUGUUGCAAGGAAGCCAGCACCUCGAGCAAAGGUUCCUUUUGAGAAAGGAUAUAGCCAAAUGGACUGGCUUAAGCUUACUCGAACUCAUCCUGACCUUGCAGGACUAAAGGGACAGUCAAAUAAGAGGCUUAUUUCUAUGAAUGAGGUUAAACAACAUCAGAAAGAAGGUUCCAUGUGGACUGUUUUAAAGGGUCGUGUGUACAAUAUAUCUCCAUACAUGAGAUUUCAUCCCGGAGGUGUUGAUAUGCUGAUGAAGGCAGUGGGAAAAGACUGUACAUCCUUAUUUAAUAAAUACCAUGCUUGGGUGAAUGAUGAAUUUUUACUAGAGAAGUGCCUCGUGGGUACUUUAGAUAAUAGUAAGUGAAGUUCGAUAAUAAUGGAGCAACUACGAAGUGACUCGAGGCCGCCUCUAUAUUCUUAGCAGCAGAUUGGCACAGAAAUGCCUUUUCAGUUAAGGUGUAUGAGAACUAUGUCACAGUAGAAUGACACCCCCUUUUUAUGGUAGGGGUAACUUUACCAUACCAUUUGGAAAUAAUUGUACUUCUGCCUGUAUUUUUCUACAAUGCAUUUAAUGGAAUCCUGCAUUAUAUCUCA